AUGUGGGCCAAAUCAUUCGGUCUUUGCUUUCUUGCCCUGGGUUCAGACGUAUCUGCUGGCAUUCUGGGUCAACGCAGCACGGAUUCUUUCAGUCUCUAUGCAUAUGGGGAUAACAUCGGAGGCCUUCCGUUGUAUUACGCCGAUGGAAACGCUGUCAUUGCAAACCACACACCGGAUAACGCAACAGAUGUCGGCCAGGUCGCUUUCACGCCCGGGUCAUCUGGACCUCUAGUCGGCAACCCGACCAACGAGACCGACACCAGUGGAAAAAGAAGCAGCUCCGGCUCUUUCAGUAAUCAACAACUGUUUGUCCCAAGCGCCAAUUCUACGGACCAUCAGGUUGGUUUCACUACCAGCCCGUCAUCGGAGGAGGUUACAACCAAGUUUAUCUGGUACGGACAUUUCCUUUUGGUGGAGACAGACGACGGUGAAUACACUUCGUUGUUCUAUGCCAAGAAAAACAAAACCCAGGAAGGUGCGUAUUCUCUGCAGUGGAAUAUCACCGACGAUGAUGAGGAUGGGGAGUACUACUCUAUCUCCAUGAGAUCCAUUGCACCAUCGAACGCUUGA
Molecule: messenger RNA, 570 nt
Organism: Penicillium salamii
Lineage: Eukaryota; Fungi; Ascomycota; Eurotiomycetes; Eurotiales; Aspergillaceae
Source: the annotation of a GenBank genome assembly